CCUUUUCCCUGACUGCAGUGUCGCUGACAGUCUAACUGCAGAAGCAACCUCUUGGCUGUAGCCUCUCUGCUGUUGACUUCCUCGAGUACCUUGGGCAAGAUUAUGUGGAUUCAGCAGAAGACUUGAGCGUAUCGCUGAAGAUAGGCAUAUUUGCCUCUUUGUGUUAGACUCUUCCCCCUGUUCCUGGAGAAAGGAUAGCUGUGAACAUGAUUCGAAUCGCAGCACUGAACGCGAGCUCCACUGUUGAGGAUGACUACGAAGGGUCCUUCAAAAGUCACAAGACACAGACAAAGGAAGCUCAAGAAGCAGAAGCUUUUGCUUUGUACCACAAAGCUUUGGACCUUCAGAAACAUGACCGGUUUGAGGAGUCUGCUAAGGCUUACCAUGAGCUGCUCGAGAUUCGUCUCCUGCGAGAGGCAGUUCUUCCUGGUGAUGAGAAGGAAGGGCUGAAACACCCAGGCUUGAUGCUAAAAUACUCCACCUAUAAAAACCUAGCACAACUGGCAGCCCAGCGGGAUGACUUGGAGACAGCCAUGGAGUUUUAUUUGGAGGCUGUAAUGCUGGACUCUACUGAUGUCAACCUCUGGUAUAAAAUCGGUCGUGUGGCAAUAAAGCUGAUCCGCCUGCCUUUGGCUCGUCACGCUUUUGAGGAAGGUCUCAGGUGCAAUCCUGACCACUGGCCUUGUUUAGAUAACCUGAUCACCAUCUUGUACACACUCAGCGACUACACAACGUGUUUGUACUUUAUCUGCAAAGCUCUGGAAAAGGACUGCCUGUAUAGCAAAGGCUUGGUGCUGAAGGAGAAGAUCUUUGAGGAGCAGCCUUGCCUCAGGAAAGAUUCCUUAAGGAUGUUCCUCAAAUGUGACAUGUCUAUCCACAAUGUCAGUGUGAGUGCAGCUGAAGCAGGCAGAAUCCUGGAGGAGGCCCUGGAGCUCCGCAGGAAAAGACAGGCCUUGCUGGUGCGUGACAGAGAGCCUGACCUCAGACUGGUGCAGCCAAUUCCCUUUUUCACGUGGAAGUGUCUGGGAGAAGCUUUGCUUGCCAUGUAUCACUACCUCACAACCUGUGAUCCUCCUCGGCCCAGCCUGGGAAGGAGAAUUGAUCUCUCCGAAUACCGAGACCCCGUUCAGCACCUGAUGCUUUCUCCUACCUCUACUCCAGUCAGUGUUAUCCAGCCAACUCCUGUCACCACUAAUCCAGUGGUGACAGUGCCAGAUCCUGUGCUGCCUUAUACUCCAACUACACCCAACUUCCCAAGUCACAGUCAGAAUUCAUUGGAACCAGGAGCUUCUGUAGGUGAGCAAGGUGACAUAGCUGCAGGUGAUAAAUCUAAGAAAGGAGUGAAGAGAAGGAGGAUUACAGAGGACUGUGGGGAAACAGCCAAAAGGAGAUCCGCUAGAGUGCGGAACACCAAGUGUAAGAAAGAGGAGAAGGUGGACUUUCAAGAGCUGCUGGUGAAGUUCCUCCCUUCCAGAUUAAGGAAAUUAGAUCCAGAGGAGGAGGAGGACCCUUUCAAUAACUAUGAGGUGCAGUCAGAGAUCAAAGAGGAGAAUUUCCAGCAUGUGGGGCCACACAGGAUGUCAUUUGAUUCCACAACAUUCAUGGAAUCUGAAAAACAGGAUGUUCAUGAAUUCCUGCUGGAUAACCUGAACAAUGGUGGCAUGUUGGAGCUGAUGAUGAGAUACCUGAAAGUCAUCAGCCAAAAGUUCCUGGUGAAGUGGCCUCCUGGCUUGUGUGAAGUGGUCCUUAGUAUCUAUACUAGCUGGAGAAAGCACAGUAGUAGCCUUCCCAAUCCAUUGCUGAGGGACUCCAAUAAUCAGCAUAUCAAGGAUAUGAUGUUGAUGAGCCUUUGUUGUAUGGAACUGCAAUUGGACCAGUGGCUGCUGACAAAAGGGAAGAGCUCUACAGUUUCUCCACGCAAUUGCCCUGCUGGCUCUGUGAAUGGGAAGUUUGGUCCUGACUUCCCAGGAACUCAUUUCCUGGGGGACCUGCUGCAGCUGUCCCUGGCUUCCUCUCAGCGGGAUCUGUUCGAGGAGAACUGGAUGGAGUUUGUCUCUCGUGUGUACUGGCUGAAGGCUCGCUUCAUGGCACUGCAGGGAGACAUGGAGCAGGCACUCGAGAACUAUGAUAUCUGCACAGAGAUGCUGCAGAGCUCCUCUACAGCGCAGGCUGAGGCCGGCAGUGAGGGCAGCGUCGUGAUCCGGUUACCGAACCUCCACGUUGACUCUCUUGUUUCUUUAGAAGAGAUUGAAAAGAACCUGAAGUCUCUGGAGAGAUGCCAGUCUUUGGAAGAGAUCCAGCGGCUGUACGAGGCAGGGGAUUACAAUGCAGUGGUGCAUCUGCUUCGCCCAACCUUGUGCUUCAAUGGCUAUGGCAGAGCAAAACAUCUGGACUUUGUCACAUCUGUGCCAGAGAGACCAGCACAGCUGCUUCUCCUGCAGGACUCCCUGCUCAAACUGAAAGAUUUUAAGCAGUGCUUUGAACACUCAGAGGUUGCCUUGAAUGAAGCAAUUCAGCAGCUGAUUAAUAUAACAACCUCUGCUAAAGAAGAGUGGGUUGCUACAGUGACACAGCUGCUCAAAGGGAUAGACACUUCAUUAUCAGCAGUCAGCAGCAUCCUGAGUGACUCCUCCAUAACACCCAGCCUGGUUCGACUGACAAACAACCUGAUUCAGAUCAUAGACUGCAGCAUGGCAGUACAGGAAGAGCCCAAGGAACCCUAUGUCUCCUCAGUGCUUCCAUGGAUUAUCCUGCACAGGAUCAUCCAGCAUGAGGAGGAUGCUUUUCGGUCCCUCUGCUGCCAGCAGCAGCAGACCCAGGGGGAAGAAGUGAGUCCUGAUACCUCCAUGCUGCCUUCUUCACUCAUGCUGUUGAACACUGCUCACGAGUACUUGGGAAGAAGAUCCUGGUGCUGCAAUUCAGAUGGUGCUCUUCUCAGGUUCUAUGUUCAGGUACUACAAAAAGAGCUUGCAGCAUCCACUUCUGAGGAUACUCAUCCAUACAAAGAAGAGCUGGAAACAGCCUUGGAGCAGUGUUUCUAUUGUCUGUAUGGCUUCCCUAGCAAAAAAAGCAAAGCAAGGUACCUAGAGGAGCAUUCAGUACAGCAGGUUGAUCUAACGUGGGAAGAUGCUUUGUUCAUGUUUGAAUAUUUUAAGCCUAAGACUCUUCCAGAAUUUGAUAGCUACAAAACCAGCACAGUUUCUGCUGACUUGGCCAACCUUUUGAAGAAGACUGCUACGAUUGUCCCUCGAACAGACAAACCUAUGCUGAGCCUGGAUGCUGUAUCUGCCUACAUUGAAGGAACAUGCAGCAAGGCCCCCUCUCUCCCGGACGGUGCAGACUAUUCCCCACCAGUGGUGACUGAGCUCUACUAUCUUCUGGCAGACUAUCACUUCAAGAACAAGGAACAGUCAAAGGCCAUUAAAUUUUACAUGCAUGACAUUUGUAUUUGUCCAAACAGGUUUGACUCGUGGGCUGGCAUGGCUCUGGCUCGAGCAAGUCGCAUCCAGGACAAGCUGAACUCCAAUGAGCUGAAAAGUGAUGGCCCAAUCUGGAAGCACUCCACUCCUGUCCUGAACUGCUUCAAGCGAGCCCUGGAGAUCGACAGCUCCAACCUCUCCCUGUGGAUCGAGUACGGCACCAUCUCCUACGCCCUGCACUCCUUUGCUUCCCGGCAGCUGAAGCAGUGGAAAGCAGAACUGCCCCCAGAAGUGGUGCAGCAGAUGGAGGAGCGCCGAGACAGCAUGCUGGAGACAGCCAAAGUGUGCUUCACCUCAGCAGCUCGCUGCGAGGGCGACGGCGACGAGGAGGAGUGGCUUAUUCACUACAUGCUGGGCAAGAUUGCAGAGAAGCAGAAGCAGCCUCCUGUCGUCUACCUGCUUCAUUACAAGCAGGCAGCUCAUUACCUGCAUGAGGAGGCUGCUCGCUACCCUAAGAAGAUUCACUACCAUAACCCACCAGAACUUGCCAUGGAAGCACUGGAGGUGUACUUUCGACUUCAUGCUUCCAUUCUGAAACUGGUGGGGAAGUCAGACUCUGGAGUAGAUGCAGAGAUACUGCUUAGCUUCAUGAAAGAGGCUUCUGAGGGACCAUUUGCUAGGGGUGAGGAGAAGAACACCCCAAAAGUUGCAGAAAAAGAAAAGGCUUGUAUGAUUGAUGAGGACUCUCACUCUUCAGCCGGGACAGUGCCGGGCCCUGGGACUUCCCUGCCCUCCUCCUCUGGUCCAGGUCUGACAUCCCCACCUUACACAGCCACUCCAGUUGACCACGAUUACGUCAAAUGUAAAAAAGCCAGCCAGCAGGCCACGCCGGAUGAGAGGAGCCAGGACAGCACUGCGGCGGUGUUGUCUGACUCCAGCUCCACACAGGACAUGUUUAACGAGCCUGCCAGUUCUCAAGACAGCCUCAGGAAGACUUACACAGAGAAGAGGAUUUCUACUACCUGUGCCGAUACCCUGCUGGCCGGCAAAGAGACCCUGGGAUCUGCAGAGGAAAAGAUUGCAGGGAAGUCGGAAGAGCUGCUGGAGGGCUCAGAACCCUACCCCCCUGCUGAGAAAAUUCUGGUGGAGCCUCAGUCUGCUGCUGGCAAUGCCAUCAAAACUGCAGCCCUUCCACCCUCCCAGUGGGACUGCAGAAGGAAAACUGAAGCUUGUGGAGAUGCUUCUGAAUUCCCUCACGGCCUCCCAGCAGACCUGGAGGAGCAGCGCAAGUUCCUGACGGAGCAGUGCAUUGCCUCCUUCUGCCUCUGCCUCAGCCGCUUCCCCCAGCACUACAAGAGCCUCUACAGGCUGGCUUACCUCUACACCUACAGCAGGACACACAAGAACCUGCAGUGGGCGCGGGACGUGCUGCUGGGCAGCGGCGUGCCCUGGCAGCAGCUCAAGCACAUGCCUGCACAGGGCCUCUUCUGCGAGAGGAACAAGACCAACUUCUUCAACGGCAUCUGGCGCAUCCCGGUGGAUGAGAUCGACCGUCCCGGCAGCUUCGCCUCGCAUAUGAACCGCUCCAUCGUGCUGCUGCUGAGCGUGCUGGCCCAGCUCAAGGACUACAGCACCCUGCUCAAGGUCUCAUCUAUGCUGCAGAGGACCCCUGACCAGGGAAAGAAGUACCUGCGUGAUGCAGACCGGCAGGUGCUGGCCCAGCAAGCCUUCGUGCUGACGGUGAAGGUGCUGGAGGACUCCCUCAGCGACCUGACGCGGGUGUCAGAAGAUCAGAGUUCCAAGUCUUCUAACCUUGCUUCAGGAAGGAUGACAACAGACGUCUCUAACAAAGCCAGUGCUGAAGAGGGGAAAGAUGUCCUGCCCAAGAAGGCAGCUUUAGCAGAUGGAGUUGUGCAUGGUACUGAGAAUGGAGUGAAAGAGGUGACCCAGGGACAGAUUCCUAAUGCUAUGGACUUACUGGAACAAGAGGACAAGAAUGACAAGGAAACUAAAGAGCUCCCUGGGCCUGGUUCAGUUGAGCCUAUGGAUCUGGAUGGAUAUUCCAAUGACCCUGAAAAAAUGGAUUCCUGCUGCAGGCGCAGUGAGCCAGAGCGGGUUCAGCCUGGCAGGAACUCAAAGGAGAGGGCUCCAGAGAGCAGGGCUCCAGAACUCUCUUUGGAGGAGCUCAGUAUCAGCUCCAAACAGCAGCAGCAAGCAGCUAAAGGACUACUUCAGGCAGCAGCUACAGAAGAACCUGUCCAGAGGUCGAGCAGGAAGAGGAAGUUGCUGGAGGAUGUGGAGUCCGGGAAGACUCUUCUGCUGGAUGCUUACCGCGUGUGGCAGCAGGGCCAGAAGGUCAUGGCCUAUGACCUGGGCAAGAUUGAGAAGAUCAUGUCUGAGACAUACAUGCUGAUCAAACAGGUGGAUGAAGAAGCAGCGCUGGAACAGGCUGUCAAGUUCUGCCAGGUGCAUAUGGGAGCAGCAGCACAGAAGCAGGCCUCAGCAGAGACGCCCACGACGCCGAAGCACCCAAAGGACACCAGGGACAGCUUCUUCCCGGUGCUGCCAGCUGCACUGCAGCCUGCCCCAGCCAGCACAGAGACUGUGGCUCCUGACAACCUCCUCAGGCUCAAUGAUCUGCAUUCCAAAUCCAAGCCAGCCUCUUCCUCUUCAUCCUCCUCCUCCUCAGCAUCUUCAGUACCUGCGUCCCAGGAGUCACACAGAGACACUGAGCAGCUCCGGAGUCAGAGUGCAGAGGCAGCUCCCAGCAUCAGUGACCUUGCACGGGAGGAAGAGGAGCUCGAAGUGCCUUUGGAGGGGCUGGGCUUUCAGCAGCAGGAGUCGCGGCUGUGCCAGCAGAUGCAGAUGGCCACUGUGGCACCAUCCCCAGAGCCUGCGUGCUGGCAGGUGGAGCCGGUGGCCAGCACCAACUCGGCACAUGUCUGCUCCCAAGCCUCCAGUUCCAAGCCUGAACUCAGCUCCACUUCACAGACUUUGGGAAGUCAGCAGAGCAAGACAGAUGGCACCCGAGUCAAAACUCGCAUUCUGCCCAACAUGCCAAAGCUUUUCAUCCCCUCAUCUGUCACCAAAUUUCCACCUGAGAUCACUGUCACUCCACCCACUCCCACCCUCCUUUCUCCAAAGGGCAGCAUUUCAGAAGAGACCAAGCAAAAAUUAAAGUCUGCUAUUUUGUCUGCUCAGUCUGCAGCGAAUGUAAAGAAGGAGAGCCUUUGUCAGCCAGCUUUGGAAAUCUUAGAGACCUCAAGCCAGGAGUCCUCACUGGAAAGUGAUACUGAUGAAGAUGAUGACUACAUGGACAUAUGAGUGAAUCCUGGCCAUCAUCAACACCAACCAUGCAACCAUUCUUCUUGCUGCCAGCGUCUCUGGCAGCCGAAACAUCUUCGCUGGCAUUGCUCUCCAUCUAACUGGCAUCGUUGUGUGCUUCACUUGUCAUUCCCUUUGUUCUCACCACUGCCACCUGUAUUGCCUUCAGACCCCUUGCCAUUCUCCCCAUCAUGGUGCUUGACAGACAGAAUGAUUCCCAGGCACUUCAUUCCUUUGGACCAUCACCUUGAACUUCAGGCAACACAAGGAUGUCCUGAGCUGCAGUUCAUAUUUCUCUGCUGUUCCUGCUCCUGCAGUCCGGAGUCCUGGGAGUCACUCCAGCAGCUCCCCUCUGUAGCAUUUUCCUCCUUUCAGUUGUCUCUUUGCAUUUUCCCUGGUGGUGAAGCUUUCCUCCCAGCAGCUCAGCAAGCUGAUGUGUGUCUGGCUGUGCCAUGAGCAGUCCAGCAGCUCCUUUCUAACUGAACUGAGGAGGAAAAAUUUGCUGAGCUGGGUGAGGCUUUCAUGGCAUCAAGAAAGUCUUUGGCUCCAUUGUGAGCUGAGAGUCUGUCAGCUCCUUGGCACUGGAACCUGACUGAGUGGCAGCAGGCAAAGAACCAACUUCUGCAGGCAGGCAGAGAGCUUGGCCUGCUGCUCCUGCUCUUUUACGCCCAUCUUUGAGGUCCAGCAGAAAUCACCUACCUGAGUGUUGGCUUAAAGAACUGAUCUUUCCAGAAUUGUCUUACAGUCCUUUCUCUUCUAAUGCCUUGGACAAGCAUUUUGAGUUGGGGGGGCAGGGAGGAGGGGGGGCUAGAAGCUAUUUUUAUGGUGGUAUUGCAAACCAUUUGAGUAAUGUCUGUUUUUUACAGAGCGGCACACAAAGCUGUUUUUUAUCUCUCUGCAGAGGGACUGCUCACAGUUAUUUAUAUGAGGAAAUAAUGGUAAUAAAGAGCCUUUUUUUUCUACUGAAUGUUAACUUUGUAAAAUACUGAGUGCAAACCAUGCAAAAAACACCCCCCAAGCCCCACAACAAGCCCAAGUCCCAGACUAUAUAUACACACACAUGCACCCACACAGAUAUAGAUGUGUCUGUACAUACAUAGAUGGAUGUAGAUGAAGACAAAAUGCAUCCAGCUUGCAGUGGUGGAUUGCUUUGUGCUGGGGGGUGGAUUUCUGUACAAAAGGCAGAGCUUUGUAGAAACUUUGGCUUGGGUUGGUUUGGUUUUCUUUUUUUUUUCUAAUAAAGUUGGAAUGGA
Messenger RNA from Pogoniulus pusillus (Red-fronted tinkerbird), 7996 nucleotides. RefSeq names its product calcineurin binding protein 1 (gene CABIN1). Bases 207 to 6743 code for a protein of 2178 amino acids. The record is from RefSeq and is a predicted model, not a curated record. NCBI's taxonomy places the organism in Eukaryota, Metazoa, Chordata, Aves, Piciformes, Lybiidae. Gene Ontology annotation, biological process: chromatin organization. Gene Ontology annotation, cellular component: nucleus. Gene Ontology annotation, molecular function: nucleosome binding; protein binding. The transcript is spliced from 37 exons.